AUGGCUUGUAAUUCUUGUUCUCGUGCAUUUUCACUAUUACGUCCUGAGAAAGGCUGCCCUAGUUGUGGUUUUAGUUAUUGUUCAAAAUGUUUAAACAACAAAAAAUUUUUAGCAAAAGUAAAUGCUGAAAAAAAGGUUUGUGCUAAAUGUUCAAGAAAUGAGGCAAAAAUCAUUGAACCACCCGAUGUUUUCUACAGGCAAGUCCGUAUUGCUAAAAUUAAUGAAAGUCAAAGCGAUUGUAAGGAUAAUACAUUUGUAAACACAUCUGAACAAGAAAUUUUUAACAGACUAGAAAAAUUAAAACAAGACAAUAAAGAGAAGGCGAAAUCUGAUAAGGAAAUAUUGGAAAGACUACAAAAUUUAAAAGGGCCAAUGCCAUCUACAUCAGAUGCAGAAAUAUAUUCACGAUUAGCAAAAGUAAAAGGUAUUCCAAACAUAGUUACUAAAGAGCCCGUUUUAUCACCCCCUGAUUUAAGAACAGAACAAGAACAAGCUGAUGAUUUAUUGAAACAAUAUAUGGAGCAAGUAAAAAUAGAUUCAAAAUAUAAGGAUGGGUUUGAAGAUACUAUUAAUAAUAUUGAGACAAGAUUACACAAGUUAAGAGGCACCAGUACUACAUCAAUUUCUGUUGAAAAGUCAAGUGAUUCAGAAGAUGAAGAAACUAUUAUAAAGAAAAUUAUUGAGAAGGUAAAAACAGAUGCAAGUUUGGAAGAUGAGAUCUCUCCAGACACAAAUGAUGAAUUGCCAUUCUGUGAGAUAUGUAAUGAAGAUGCCAGUGUUAGGUGUCUAGGAUGCAAGUAUUUGUUUUGUAUGAGAUGUUUCAAUGAACACAAAGAUGAUGAUGACGGCUGCGACAAAUAUGAGAUUUUUAGUCCACCCAAAUCACAAGGAAAAUAA
Messenger RNA from Parnassius mnemosyne (clouded apollo), 897 nucleotides. NCBI's taxonomy places the organism in Eukaryota, Metazoa, Arthropoda, Insecta, Lepidoptera, Papilionidae. The record is from the annotation of a GenBank genome assembly.